UCAAAGAAAUGCGUUCUCUUGUUUUUGAACAGCUGAUUGGUCGUCGCAAAUUUUGCAGCAAUUUUAGUGAAAACUACCAAAAUCUUAUUUGUAAACAAUUGAAAACCAUUUAAAAGAUUGCAUAUAUUUAUAACUGAAAUAUGAGCAAAGCUUUGCAAAGUUUGACCGCUCAGUAUACAGAUUCGGAGAAUGAAGGCGAACCAGAGGAUCCUAGCCCGGACUCGUCUAACUCGCAAGCGUCCCAGGCUAUUAUUCCAAAACUACCGAGCAUCAAAGGAAGCCCCGAAAAGACGCCAACCGAAAAAGAACGAAAAAAGAAAAGGCGCAAAAAGUCUGUACGUCGCCUGGUUAGUUAUAAAGAUGACACAGUGAUAUCCGAUGGUGACGAAGAAGAAAGUGCUUCUUCGCAGUCAAACAAUGAGUCCCAAUCAGAAGGCGAAGACGAUGAUGGAAGUGCUCAUAGUAAUGUGUUGACUUCAAGAGAUACCAGUAGCAGUGUACAAAUGGAAGUUGAUGAGACGACUGAACAAGGAAAUGAGUCUAAAUCGCCAAAAAAAGCUGAUAAGCUUAGUAAAUAUGCUCAUUAUGGAUUUUCUUUACCUCCGGAGCCUAAAGGUAAACCUUCGGCAGAUUUGGUCGAUAAAAUCAAGCAUUUAUAUGAGAAAAUGGAAACAACCAAUAUGGAUAUGAAUCGCGUUAUACAAGAGCGCAAAGAAUUCCGAAAUCCCAGUAUUUAUGAAAAACUUAUACAAUAUUGUGACAUAAAUGAAUUUGGCACAAAUUAUCCUCCGGAGAUCUAUGACCCGCUGCAAUGGGGGCCAGAAAGUUACUAUGAAGAAUUGGCACGUAUACAAAAAAGUGAAAUGCUCAAACGGCAAAAAGAACGUAAGGACACGGAUAAAAUCGAGCAGGCCACAGCACUGGCACGUAAAGUCGAAGAGGAAGCUAAGAAGAGAAAAUCCAAAUGGGACCAGCCGGCUGCUGCGGUUAAACCGGUACCGCCAACAUUAACCACCACAGUUACCGGUACAAAAGGCACUGUAAUAUCUGCAUUUGGUUCCUUGCCAAAGAAACCAUCAGCUUAAAGUUUUGCUUCAUAAAAUGUUUAAGCAGCACAAUAAUGCUAUGUAUUUUAAUUGCCGAUACGUACAUAUAAAUGGAUACAUAACUGAGAAAUAAUAAAUAAUAAUACAACA
Rhagoletis pomonella (apple maggot) is the source of this 1196-nucleotide messenger RNA. Its product is annotated as SAP30-binding protein. Gene Ontology annotation, cellular component: nucleus. NCBI's taxonomy places the organism in Eukaryota, Metazoa, Arthropoda, Insecta, Diptera, Tephritidae. The record is from RefSeq and is a predicted model, not a curated record. Gene Ontology annotation, biological process: regulation of DNA-templated transcription.